AUUUAUGGGACACCUCAACAAUAACCUUUUAGUGCAUGAGCAAAAAUAGGAAAUUGUUGAAUAUUUUUUCUCAUUGCAUUUUUGGUGAAAAUUGUGGAAAAUUGUAAAUUAAAAUGAGUGAAGGGGUGCGUCAUUUGUGUGAGACGGUGGACUGCAAGAAGGAGGCUCGUCUGCAGUGCCCAACUUGCCUGAAACUUGGUAUUGUUGGUUCAUUCUUUUGCGAUCAGGCAUGCUUCAAGAAGAGCUGGAAAUCUCACAAGAUUAUCCACUCCCUGGCCAAGGGGGAGAAUCCCUUGAAUCCUUCUGCCAAUGGUGUGUACAAUCCCUGGCCAAAUUUUACGUACACCGGAAAACUUCGUCCGGCAAAGCAGACUCCCACACGCGAAGUACCUGCUCACAUACCGCGUCCCGACUAUGCGGAUCAUCCACAGGGUAGGAGUCUGUCUGAGGAGGGAUUCCGCGGCAAUACAACGAUUAAGGUGCUGGAUGAUGAGGAGAUUGAGGCAAUGAGGGUGUCAUGUCGCCUUGGACGUCUCUGCUUGGAUGCAGCAGCAGCUGCAAUUGACGUUGGUGUGACCACGGAUGAAAUUGAUCGUAUUGUCCAUGAGACAGCUAUUGAGAAUGAUUGCUACCCCAGCCCUCUGAACUACUACAACUUCCCCAAAUCGUGCUGCACAUCGGUCAAUGAGGUGAUUUGCCAUGGAAUCCCAGAUAUGCGCGCCCUGGAGGAUGGUGAUAUCUGCAAUGUGGACGUCACGGUGUACCAUCGUGGCUUUCACGGUGACCUCAAUGAGACCUUCUUCGUGGGGGAUGUCUCGGAGAAGCACAAAAAUCUCGUAAAGGUCACAUACGAGUCCCUGUGCAAGGCAAUUGAGAUUGUCAAGCCAGGUGAGAAGUAUCGGGAAAUUGGCAAUGUGAUCCAGAAGUACGUCCAAUCGCAUGGAUAUAGCGUUGUGAAGAGCUACUGCGGGCAUGGCAUUCAUCGCCUCUUUCACACUGCACCAAAUGUGCCUCACUAUGCCAAAAAUAGCGCCGUGGGGAUGAUGAAGGCCGGCAAUUGCUUCACCAUCGAACCAAUGAUUUCCGAGGGCACCUGGCGCGAUGAGCAGUGGCCAGAUAAUUGGACUGCCGUGACACGGGAUGGCCUGUGGUCAGCCCAAUUUGAGCAGACGCUCCUCGUGACGGAGGAUGGCUGUGAAAUUCUUACACAACGUCCCAGCGGUAGACCCCAUUUUAUGGAUAAAAUGUAAAAAGGUUUUUUUUCUUUUGUAUAGCUCUCAUAACUUUAUUUUCUCUCACAAAUUAUUUCACAUCUCUCAUGGCCCUUUAGCCAUGGAGCAUAUAGAGAAUCGGACAGUUUUCGGGAAUGUUUUCAUAACGAUUGAGUUUUUUUUGUAAAUCCGCGAAACCACCGCGUGUGUGGAUAAAACAAAGGUAUAUAGAGGAUUUUUUGUGAUCGUUUUGUUGAUGUUCUUUUUUCUUUACCACGAAGAAAACACCACGGUCUUACAAUAAAUAACAAAAAAAUAUUUAA
Molecule: messenger RNA, 1534 nt
Organism: Lutzomyia longipalpis
Lineage: Eukaryota; Metazoa; Arthropoda; Insecta; Diptera; Psychodidae
Product: methionine aminopeptidase 1
Exons: 3
Coding region: 114-1250 (378 amino acids)
Biological process (GO): proteolysis
Molecular function (GO): metalloaminopeptidase activity
Source: RefSeq, a predicted model, not a curated record